AUGUCUACCCUGGCACACCCCUUCAAUGGCAGCUUCUCCCUCAGCUCAGCCCGUGCCAACGUCACCAUGGCGACCACCAUGGCGGCGGACCCCUGGAUGUCGGAGCCGUCGCGUGUGCUGCAGAUCAUUGUGACGCUGGUCAUUAUCCUGGUGGGCGUGCCCCUAAACUUACUGGUGGUGUGGGUGCUGGGUGUCCGACGCUGGUGCUCGGCGUCCACCCGCAGCGGUGGGGAGAGGCGGGGGGCCAGCAGCUUCCGCGUGUAUGUGGUGAACCUGGCGCUGGCCGACCUGGUGCUGCUGCUGCGCACGCCGCUCAUGCUGGGCUACCUCGCGCACCGCUUCUCCUGGCCGCUGGGCCUGCAUGCGUGUCGGCUGGUGAUGUUCCUGCGUGGCCUGGGCCUGUACGCUGCCGCCUGCCUGCUCUGUGCCGUGGCGCUGGAGCGCUGCCUGUGCCUGCUCAGACCCGUCUGGGCCAGCCAUAAGCGCCCACGCUGGGCCGUGCCGCUGACAUGUGGCCUGCUCUGGCUGCUGGCACUCUGCCUGGCCGCGCCGUACCUCUAUACCGCUGAGCUACAGGACUGGGGAGGCAAAUUGCAAUGCCUGGAAAGUUCCCCCAAGUCUAAGACGGGCAAUGGCUUCUUCAUCACCGAGACGAUUUUUGGCUUCCUGUUGCCUAUGGUCAUCUUUCUGUCCUGCAACUUCGCGGUACUGAUCAGUGCCCGGCGCACCGGGGCGAUGACGCCGACGGCGUCCAUGAUGACAUCUCCGACGCUGGUGUCACCGGGAUCCGGCUCUACCUCUGCCUCGGCUGCUCAGUCCUACACGGCCCGGCGUAUGGCGCGUCUCUACCGUGUGCUGGUGCUCACCAUGCUUCUCUUCCUCACCUGCUGGGUGCCCUACUUCACCUUCCGAUUCCUGCGCUGGCUCUCAGCGAAGCAGGGCUGGAAGGACAUGAACGGCGUGGCGGUGAAGGGCUACUACGUGUCGCUCUUCCUGGUGUACGUAAAGAGCAUGUUUAACCCUGUGCUCUACGUGUUCGCAGCAAGAGGCCUCGGACGCACUAUGCGUGCCUCCAUGCUCUCCGCGGUGGAACGAAUCUUCAAUGAGGACAACUCUGAGUCACUGCGUAGGAAAUCACUGCGCCGUAAGGACUCCCAGAUUUAA
This is a messenger RNA of Clupea harengus (Atlantic herring), 1164 nucleotides long. RefSeq names its product C3a anaphylatoxin chemotactic receptor. Gene Ontology annotation, molecular function: G protein-coupled receptor activity; complement component C5a receptor activity. NCBI's taxonomy places the organism in Eukaryota, Metazoa, Chordata, Actinopteri, Clupeiformes, Clupeidae. Gene Ontology annotation, cellular component: plasma membrane. The record is from RefSeq and is a predicted model, not a curated record. Gene Ontology annotation, biological process: inflammatory response; phospholipase C-activating G protein-coupled receptor signaling pathway; positive regulation of cytosolic calcium ion concentration.